UCCGCUGUAGGGGGAAGGGGGAGGGCAAAAAAAAAAACAAACAAAAUGGCUGCCGCCACAGAAGUAGCGUUGACUGAAUCACACGUGGGAAAGAAAAAGAAAAAAAACGCUGUUAAAAGGUAUUGGGAAACCACAGAAGAGAAUGAAACGGAAGAAAAAAAUGAACAGAACAGAACUCAACCAAACAAGGAGGAGAGAAAGAGGAAAACUGAAACACAGGGAAUGAAGGGAGGUCAGAAAAAGAAGAAAACACUUAAGGGAAAGAAGACUCUAUCUGGGAACAGUGACCCUUUCCCUGGACCUGCCCCAAUCCCAAAGGAGAACAUUCAGAAAUUUGAAAGAGGAGAUGCAACAAAACUGUCCUCAGAAACCAGGGGAAAACUGAAACAUACCCUGCUGCAUUCUGAGAGCGCUUCUGACUUGGCCAAAACACAGGCUGCACGCUUUGACCUGCUGCUCCCUGAGGAUGCUGGGUUUUUGGAAGCCGACGAAGAUGAGGAAACGUGCACCAUUGCGCAGGAAGAUAUUGCAGAAGCUGUAGACAUCACUUCUGCCACAAAGUACUUCAAUCUGUCUCUCACGCAGUUUGGCCCUUAUAGGCUGGACUACACACGAAAUGGACGCCAUCUUUUGCUUGGCGGCCGACGGGGUCACGUGUCAUGCUUCGACUGGCAGUCCAAACAGCUGAUGUGUGAGAUUAACGUCAUGGAAACUGUGAAUGAUGUCAGGUGGCUCCACACUGAGACCAUGUUUGCAGUUGCUCAGAAGAAGUGGCUGUAUAUCUACGACUCCUCUGGGAUCGAGCUGCACUGCAUCCGCAGAUUCAACGACGUGCUCCGCAUGCAGUUCCUUCCUUACCACUUCCUGCUCGCUACAGCGAGUUCCACAGGGUUCUUGCAGUACCUGGACGUGUCCGUGGGGAAAGAGGUAGCUGCUACAUGUACUAAGGCGGGCCGGCUGGAUGUGAUGGCGCAGAAUCCCUACAACGCCAUCAUCCAUCUGGGCCACCCCACUGGCACUGUCACCAUGUGGUCCCCGAACCAGAGGGAGCCGCUGGUGAAGAUGUUAUGCCACCGCGGGGGCGUGCGCUCGCUCGCCGUGGAUAAGACCGGAACGUACAUGGUGACCUCUGGGCUCGAUAGAAGGUUAAAAGUGUUCGACAUCAGAGCGUUCCGGCCCUUGCAGUCCUAUGGUUUGCCAGCAGGGGCGUCGUGUCUGUCUCUGAGCCAGCGGGGGCUGCUAUCCGCUUCUACUGGAGACACUGUUCAGGUCUACAAGGACGUGUGGGGGACACCUGUGAAAAAGCCCUACAUGGCUCACCGCGUGCAUGGCUCAGUGUGGGGGGUGCAGUUCUGCCCCUUUGAGGAUGUUCUGGGCAUCGGCCACUCAGAGGGCUUCACCAGCAUGAUCGUUCCAGGCGCUGGCGAGCCCAACUUUGAUGGACUGGAUGCGAACCCGUAUCGAACUGUGAAGCAGCGCCAGGAGUGGGAGGUCAAAGCCCUCCUGGAGAAGAUCCAGCCAGAGCUGAUCUGUCUGGAACCAGCCAAGCUGGGAGAGGUGGACCGGGCCUCCUGGGAGCAGAGGCACCGAGAGAAAGUGGAGCGACUGGGAUUUGACCCACUCGCCAAGGAAAAGUUUACGCCGCGGCAGAAGAAAAAAGGCCGGAGUUCAACUGGGAACAUACAGAAGCGCAAGAAACAAGUGGCACAUGAGGAUCAAAGGGAGUUGAUGACAAAGACUGUGGAAGAGAGACUGAUAAAAGAGAAAGAGAUGUCGCAGAAGAAAAAGACAACACAGGGCCAGGGGUCUGCUCUAGACCGAUUCAAUAAGUAGGACAGUGGAACUGUGUCCAGAUGCCUCCUGGCAGAUAUGGAGUGUCCAAUGAACUUCUGUUCCAUCGCUUAGCUGGCCUGCAAGAAAGUGGCUUCACUGGAGAAUAUUAAGCUGAGAUAUGAGAUAUUCUUUUGUAAGAAUGUACUUUCAUGGUGGUUAUUUGUGUAUUUUCUAAAUGCCAUAAGUCAAACCAAACAAUAUCCAAUAAAUGAUGUCAUGAUUUGUGACACAACAGUAUUUUGUAAA
Molecule: messenger RNA, 2079 nt
Organism: Paramormyrops kingsleyae
Lineage: Eukaryota; Metazoa; Chordata; Actinopteri; Osteoglossiformes; Mormyridae
Gene: wdr46
Product: WD repeat domain 46
Biological process (GO): maturation of SSU-rRNA from tricistronic rRNA transcript (SSU-rRNA, 5.8S rRNA, LSU-rRNA)
Cellular component (GO): small-subunit processome; nucleolus; 90S preribosome
Molecular function (GO): protein binding
Source: RefSeq, a predicted model, not a curated record